AUGUCGAUGCCUCAUUCCAAAGAGGAAACCAGCGGUCCUUUGCACUCGCCGAAUCUGGCAGUGCACCCAACCACCAGCGCUGCCUUGGCCUCUACCCCCGAGGCCCAAAUAAUCACUUCUCCCGCCAUCCCGACGUCUUCGGAGAUGGAGAAACGCCGCCGUGUUGAGCUCUCCUUCCGCCAGAUGCUGGCGGCCCGCCAGGCCGAAGGCCAGGCCGAGGACGAGGCGUGGCGACACGCCCUUGUCCAGUGGCACCGCGAGCGUGGAGAGCACGCCGCUGCAAGCACCUUGGCUACGGCCACCAUCACUCCCGAGAUCCCUCUCGGUGACAACCUCCUGGCCCCAGGGCCUGUUGCGCCUGCUGGCGCCCCCGCUAUCCACCUUGCCCAGCCGGCAAUCAAUGCCGCUGGAGAAAACCACAUCCUCGCCGCCUGCAAGCCUGAGGAUCCUGAAGCGCAGAAGCGCAUUCGGGAGAAUACUCGGCGUCUUGUCGAGUGCGGCAUUGUCGACAAGCUCAGCUCUGAGCCUGCGAGCGAGCCUCCCUCCCAGCCUGUCGAGUCUCCCUCCCGCCCUGCUGGAUCCUCCUCCCAGCCUGCCGAGUCUCUCUCCCGCCCUGCCGAGUCCCCCUCCCGCCCUGCCGAGUCCUCCUCCCGCCCUGAGGACACUCCUGCUGUCGACCCCUUCGCCCGCGUCCGUGCUGCUCACCAGCGGUACAUGCAAGCUCUCCAGGAAGUGGAGAUCAUGGUCAGAGAGCGUCGUGCGCGUCGUGAAAUCGACGCUGUUCUUGCGGGUGCUCCUCUUCGUGGCUCUGGAGAUGGUGAGAUCCUCUUUGCUUGUUAUUUGGAUCUCCCUAAUGAUAACAACGUUGUGAUGCUGAGCCAUUCCUAG
Penicillium paradoxum is the source of this 888-nucleotide messenger RNA. RefSeq lists its product as uncharacterized. The transcript is spliced from 4 exons. Lineage: Eukaryota; Fungi; Ascomycota; Eurotiomycetes; Eurotiales; Aspergillaceae. The coding region runs from base 1 to 888 and encodes 295 amino acids. The record is from RefSeq and is a predicted model, not a curated record.